AUGCCCAACUACCCCUCCGCUUUCAAGAUCUACGAUGAAGCUGCGCACACCAUCCUAGGCGAUAGUCCGAAACUCGAACUCCUCCUGGAGAACAACAACUACACAUUUGCCCAUGAAGCCGGUGUCUUCAUCCCAAAAUCGAACACUCUAUUCAUAACGAGCAACCAAUAUCCGCACCCUGAGACUAACGGAACACACAUCCAAAUUAGCCGCAUCACUCUCCCGUCAUCAACUCAUAGCACCGAAACAACAUGUACCGAGAUCACAACAGAUAACAUUCCAUUGGCGAAUGGGGGCGUCAACUACAAAGACGGCAUCCUCUUCUGUGCACAAGGAACACUUACCACCCCCGGCGGCCUAGCAUACAUGCCGCUCCCCUCAGGUCAUACCUCUUCCACCUCUUACUCGUCUGAGCUACUCACCACAUCUUUCCACAACCGGCCCUUCAACUCGCCCAACGAUGUUGUCAUUCAUUCAGACGGAAGCAUAUGGUUUACCGAUCCUGUAUACGGGUCUGAACAGGGUAUCCGUCCAGCACCACAGCUACCGAAUCAAGUAUAUCGUUUCGACCCAAAGACGGGGGGUAUCAGGGCGGUAGCAGAUGGAUUUGGACGACCGAAUGGGAUCUGCUUUAGUCCCGAUGAGCAGACGUGCUAUGUGACCGACACAGAUUGGAUUCAUGGGGAUGGCACGACGGAUGGGACGAGGGUGUCACACAUAUACGCAUUCGAUGUAAAGACAUACUCUGGCCAACCAUUCCUCAUCAACAGGCGACUGUUCGCUAUGGCUGACACCGGCAUCCCAGAUGGAAUUAAGUGCGAUGUGCAUGGAAACGUGUACAGUGGAUGUGGCGAUGGAGUCAACAUCUGGUCACCAGGUGGCGUGUUGCUAGCAAAAAUUCUGGUCGACAGAGGUGUUGCCAACUUCUGCUUCGGUCGAGAUGGGCAAUUGUUCCUACUCAAUGAGCACAGGCUGUGGCGCGCGCAGAUUGCGCCGGAGCACAAGGGCGCUCUGCUGGGGAUAUGA
Macroventuria anomochaeta is the source of this 1026-nucleotide messenger RNA. RefSeq names its product calcium-dependent phosphotriesterase. Bases 1 to 1026 code for a protein of 341 amino acids. The transcript has 2 exons. The record is from RefSeq and is a predicted model, not a curated record. NCBI's taxonomy places the organism in Eukaryota, Fungi, Ascomycota, Dothideomycetes, Pleosporales, Didymellaceae.